AUGCAUCUCUGGCAUGGGUCGUGGCCCCGUGAAAAAGAGGGCGCACACUGCUAUAACACAGCACUUGGAAGGAAGCAGAAACAAGAAGAAGAAGAAGAAGAAGAAGAAGAAGAAGAAGAGAAGAAGCAAAGAGGACUCACUCAGGUCUCACUAGCCCUGCCUGUUACCUGUACGUCGCGUGUUUGCCUACCCGCGUCACGAUCAGCAUCCUAUUUGCAUAGCGCCGAUGAAGCUGCUACCGUUGCGCUCGUUUUCCUACCAUCGUAUCAUCCUUCCUUUGGGUGUGUUAGCUGCUCAGUUGAAAACCCAGUAGACUCGACCUUUGUCCGCGAUGAUUAGGACAAUACGGCGUUCAAGAUGAUCCAAGUCCAGCGAUGAUCGGUGAAAGGAAAGGGUGGACGCAAAACUGGAAGACUUUUGCACUUUUGUAAAUUAUUUUCAGUGAUGUUCGCUAUCAUGCUAAUGAAACAGUGUACUAA
Messenger RNA from Heterotrigona itama, 479 nucleotides. NCBI's taxonomy places the organism in Eukaryota, Metazoa, Arthropoda, Insecta, Hymenoptera, Apidae. The record is from the annotation of a GenBank genome assembly.